AUGGCGUCGACCUCUGCAUCAGCUUCUCGUGGUAAUGUCUCCGCCGGAAGGAUCAAAUCCGCAGCUUCGACGCUUUACUCGGAUCACCAACCUCUCAUUGAUAUUCGAAAAGCUCUGAUUAUGAUGAAGGAAAUCGCGGUUGAUUUGGAGAAAGAUAAUCAGUCUCAAAUGGUGAAGGAGCUUGAAGCUAGUUUUAUUGAAUUGCUGGAAUCUUCUGAAGAUUGUACUCAUUUUUCCUCAGCAAUUCAGUCUUUUGGAAAUGGGUACCAGCCUGGAGAAGGGCCAACUGAUUUUAAGAAGUUGUUUGACGAUGAGAUUGCAAAGUUGAAGGCUAGUUCGUCUUCUGUUCCACAAAAUCAUCCAUUAUUACGCCAGUUUAGGGAAGCUAUCUGGUGUUCAUCAUGCAGGACAGCCAAUGCCAGGGAAGAGCAUGAGGAUAUUGUAAUGACCAGUACACAAUGCAACCUUCUGAAUGUCGCUUGCCCUUUAAGUGGAAAACCUGUUACUGAACUGGAAGAUCCAGUUCGCAGCAUGGACUGCAAGCACAUAUAUGAAAAGGUGGUCAUCAUGCAAUACAUAAGGUCCAAGAAUGCACGCGCUCAGUGCCCUAUGUCAGGUUGCCCAAAAAUACUGCAAGCGGAAAGAGUGGUCUGUGACCCGUUGUUACUGAUUGAAAUUGAUGAAAUGCGCUCAAUGAGCAAACAAACUACUAGAUUUGAUGUGAUAGAAGAUUUCACCGAGCUCGAUGAAGAGGAAUCUGAUUGA
Ilex paraguariensis (yerba mate) is the source of this 765-nucleotide messenger RNA. Lineage: Eukaryota; Viridiplantae; Streptophyta; Magnoliopsida; Aquifoliales; Aquifoliaceae. The record is from the annotation of a GenBank genome assembly.